AUGCGGUUCACAACUCUCACACUCAUCGCUCUUGGAUCGGCAGCUCUGGCUGCUCCUGCUCCCCAGUCCAAUCCUUCAUUGGUGGAGGAUGUCUUGAUACUUGACUUCUCUACCCGACACCAGCCUGAAGGGGCAGUAGACAGCGUUGGGCUUCACAUCACCGCUCAUGAUGCCGACAACCUGUACUGUGGAGUCACUGGGGACGUCGUCCUCGCAGAAAAGUAUUCUUGUGGCAGUAGCAAAUACAGCUUUGCCCUUGUUAAAGGGAUCUUCGACACCUGGGGUGUUCGCAUUUAUCACCGCUGGGGAGUUGCAAGCGGCGCCUCUGGCUACCGGGAUGUCCCCACGUACUGCCACGCGGGUCCUUUGGGAUCCACCGUCUGCACCAGCCAGGGGCCUGUCAGCCUGUACAUUGAUGCCGUGCCCAAAGACUGGUGA
Molecule: messenger RNA, 438 nt
Organism: Colletotrichum phormii
Lineage: Eukaryota; Fungi; Ascomycota; Sordariomycetes; Glomerellales; Glomerellaceae
Exons: 2
Coding region: 1-438 (145 amino acids)
Source: RefSeq, a predicted model, not a curated record